Molecule: messenger RNA, 4270 nt
Organism: Anopheles coustani
Lineage: Eukaryota; Metazoa; Arthropoda; Insecta; Diptera; Culicidae
Gene: Pde8
Product: high affinity cAMP-specific and IBMX-insensitive 3',5'-cyclic phosphodiesterase 8
Exons: 18
Coding region: 1-2910 (969 amino acids)
Biological process (GO): positive regulation of ERK1 and ERK2 cascade; regulation of DNA-templated transcription; signal transduction
Molecular function (GO): 3',5'-cyclic-nucleotide phosphodiesterase activity
Source: RefSeq, a predicted model, not a curated record
AUGUGGUUCACUGGAUACUGCUGUGGCGUGAACGGUGCGCGCACGGCCGCGACAGGACACGGCGACGACGGCCAGGAUCGCGCCGGUAUGGGUUGCACGCCGAGCAUCCUCUCGAACGGUAGCAACAAUCAGCAGCAGCAGUCCCGCAAGGAUAGUGGCCUGUACGUCGGCAAUGUGGCGGCGGCUGCGGCGGCAACGAGUGGCAACGGGAGCAGCGAGUCCAAUGCGGCCAACAACAACAAACUAGGCAGCCACGGCGCCGUCAACGCGACGAUGGUCAAUGCUUCCUACCCGGGAGCCGGCUCCAAGGAUGGUGGUACGGAAAAGGAAAGUGCGAAAAAAGAUUCCAUCGUUUCAAUAUCCGCCACCGGUCACAUUACAAGCUUUCCCGUCGUAUCCACCACCGUGAGAAGACCGACCGCUGGAAGUAAGUUGCGAAAUCUAUUCUCGUUGUGCCGUAAGUUUCACCAAUACUCGUCAGCCAGGUUAUGCUGUGGCACUUCGAGCAGCUCGGGUCGCUACGGUCAUCGGAAAUCGUCGCUAGCGCUAACACCGGAGGAGGAACCCUUGGACUCGUGUCCGAGAUUAGUAUCGGAUCUGAAGUUUCCCAAUCUGCUACCGCCGAAUCCUGUGAUUAAGAUUCUGAUUGCCUUCUGCAAGAAUGAUCCCGUGUUCGAAGCCCUCGGUAAUGCGAGCCAUCGGCUCAGCCUCGAGCCCACGUUCGUGAAGUCCGCCGAGGCCGCCAUCGAAGCGUUCCAGAGUCCCAACACCGGCGGCCAUCACAUCGUUAUCGUGGACGCGCGGUAUCCGAAAACGAUCGAGGCGGAGGCGCUGGGAAGGUCAAUUCGAAAUUCAAAAGGCAGCCAACACACCACGAUGGUUGCGGUUGUGAAAAAGAGUGUGUUUGAAAAGGAUGACACGGCUGUGAUUUCCCUGCUGGAUGUCGGCUACAAUAGGUGCAUUAUUGAGUCUCCCCAUGUAUCGAUUUGUUCGUCGGAGCUGCGGCAAAUCCAGCACUCGCUCGUCCGGCCACAGAAUGUGAUAUCGACUCAACAGGCACUGUACACGGCACUGCAUCGAUCGAGAGAAGCGGUCAUCAUCACCGACGACACGCUCCGGGCGCAGUACGCAAACCGAGCUAGCGAGCGUGUGCUGAACAUGAAGAUGGAUGAAAUCGUUGGCAGAUCUCUGAGCGACUUGGUAACGGCCGAUAUUAGUAAUAUUUUAUCUCAUACCAGUAGAUAUAAGGACUACGACGGUUACCUUACCACGCGGAGAAAGUCCCAAGAAUCAUCACAAAUACACGUUCGCGCCGUACCUGUCUCGUGCAUCGGAAGGAAUCCCACACACUUAGUUUUAAUCCUAGAAUCAUCAUCCAGCGCACUGGUGUCGUCGAACGCGAUCGGUGAAGCGCUGCAGACGCUACCACAGGGCAAGGAGGUACCGCGCGGCUCGCUGCACUCAAUCCGGCGGGGCAGCUUCGACGUCCGGUCGAUUGCGUCGGACGGGCUGCGGCGGACAAGCCUGGCGAAGCUGUCCUCGCUGCCGCUCGAGGCGCCGAUCACCAAAGUGCUGAGCCUGCUGGCACAGGUUCAGGAGAACUGCUCGCUCGAGGAGGCCAAACUGCUGGACCGCGUGAUGGAGUUCCUCAAGCGGGAAGGACUCUACAGCCCGCAGAUGAAGGAGAUCCGCACCGAGGACCCGGUUGCCACUGAUCUGAUUGGUGCCCUGCUUACGCAAGGACCCACGAACAUCCUCUCGUCCCGGCGCAGCUCGAACGAUUCCAUCAUACGCGGCGGAGGCCGCCCAUCUACAGGGAGCAUCGUUUUCACGAAAACCAAAGAAUCUUCACUACUGUCCGACCUGCUGCAGACGGCCCUGGAUUGGGACUUUGAAAUAUUUAAGCUAGAGGAUCUUACCGAGAAACGUCCAUUAGUGUGUUUAGGAUUAGAACUGUUCCGGCGGUUUGACGUGUACAAUACGUUCAACUGCGACGAGAUGACCUUCAAGCUGUGGCUCAUCGAAAUGGAGAAGUACUACCACAGCGAGAACACGUAUCACAACAGCACCCAUGCCGCUGACGUGAUGCAGGCUACGGCAGUUUACUUGCAGCAGCUGAGCAACCGGGAGUUGAAGAUAAUGGACCGAAUGGACGAGGCGACCGCCCUUAUCGCUGCCGCAACCCAUGACAUAGACCAUCCGGGCCGCUCAUCCGCCUUCCUGUGCAACUCGGACAACAUGUUGGCCCUGCUGUACAACGACAUCUGCGUGCUGGAGUCGCACCACGCCGCCACCACGUUCCGGCUCACGCUCGGUGACGACAAGAUCAACAUCUUCAAACACCUCGACCGGGACAUGUACAAGUUGGCGCGGUCGAUCAUCGUCGACAUGAUCCUGGCAACGGAGAUGACCCGACACUUCGAGCAUCUGGCCAAGUUCGUGAGCGUGUUCGGCACGGACGUCGAGUCGAAGGACCCACUGCCGCCGGACAGCGACGACAACCAGAUACUGGUGCGGCGCAUGCUGAUCAAGUGCGCGGACGUCAGCAACCCGACACGGCCGCUCAAGUUCUGCGUCGAGUGGGCCCGGCGCAUCGCGGAGGAGUACUUCAUGCAGACGGACGAGGAGAAGCGCAAAAAUCUGCCCAUCGUGAUGCCCAUGUUCGACCGCACGACCUGCAGCAUCUCCAAGAGCCAGAUCGGUUUCAUCGAGUACAUCAUCCACGACAUGAUGGACGCGUGGAACAGUUUCAUCGAAAUGCCCGAAAUCAUACGCUACAUGGAGUUCAACUACUCGCAGUGGAAGCUGUUCGAGGAGCAGGGCAUCAACACGCUCAGCGACAUCAAGCGAAAGCAGAUAUCACUGACGGAAGAAACGGCCAGUUCUAUCUCCCUGGAGGAGAAGUUCUAAGCGGCAUGUUCAUCCGUCCAUUACACACCCACACACACACACACACACACCACACAUAUGUCAAGGACGCUCGAUAGCCCACCGCUUGCAUUGACACGACGACAUGUUGGUUCGCAUCGGCCAGUUCUCAAGGGUGUGCGUGCGAACCACCAAGUCACAACCGACAGCCGGAAGUGGUCCGAACACCACCGGACUGGCAGAACAAACUAAAUAUGUGCACGAAUCGAAUCGAAUCGAAUCGUGCGUACAAUGGCGGUUCUUCCUUCCAUGAUUGUAGCAGUAUUGUUCUUAUUUUGUUCGUCAUACCAUCAUCGUUUUACAACACAAACCCCCCAGUGCACGACAGUAGUCUUAAUCGUACGCUCAUAAGCAGCUUAGAAAGCAGUCUCAAAGCUAGGAGAGAGAGAGUUAGAAAUAAUAAAUUAAGGAUGGUUAGGAUUGCACACGAUUGCAUUGGUCCGCAAAUCUAUGCACGGCCUUGCCAUACACAAAUGCACUCGUUUUUUUUUCAAAAACUUUAUUCUACUUCCCUGUCCUGUAACACCUUAUUUUACCCACUUUCCGUUCCAGUUGUUCCGCCAACUCUGCGUCACCCGUUAGUGUGUAAGGACACGUACACCCGUUAUCAAAAUCAACGUGCUGAAAAGUGGCAUCAACUAUUGUUUAGCGUCAAUUGAUGUUUGUCCGUUGCAACCAAAUUUCAAACACGCUUCACUUCGAUAAACCUGUAAAUGAACCGAAUCCGAAGCAAAAUAACAUAACGGUAAUAAUUUGAAAUAGAUCAAAUGAAAUGAAAACAUGUAACAAAAUGGACUUGUUUAUCGAACAGAUGAACAUUUUUGUGAAUGUUUUACAAAGUAUUGCCGCUCUGUUACAAUUCCCCAAAGGUGGACCCAGUGGAUUACAAACAAAUGUUUCUGUGCUACUCCCACACGAGAACUUGUAAUGAAAUAGAUACAAAUAUUUAACCCCUUUUGGUGCCACCAAACAAAUGCGCAAAAAAUUGACUGACUGAAUCAUUGCUUUCGAAGUGAUAAAUGUUUAUGUGCAAGAGACCAUAUACGUACCAUAACCAGUUGCGAACAAAAAGAUGGUCACGAAAUUAAAAAAAGAAACAAGCAUAUUAAAACAUGCGCAUCCGAAUCAACCGGAGAAGUGUGUCCUAUUUUCCUCGUGGAGGGUUGGUAAAACAUUUGCUCAUAUACUAAAAAAAUUAAAACGUAACCUGCAUGUGUUAACGCGCACCGAGGCGUUAUGAAUUAGAGCUCAAAUGGCGUAUAACCCCCGGUUGAAUCGCAUAUCAGUGUACAUGUGUUUAGGUGCAACACGCAGUAGAUGUUCUGUUUAGCGGUGUUAGCAA